Molecule: messenger RNA, 567 nt
Organism: Colletotrichum spaethianum
Lineage: Eukaryota; Fungi; Ascomycota; Sordariomycetes; Glomerellales; Glomerellaceae
Exons: 1
Coding region: 1-567 (188 amino acids)
Biological process (GO): biosynthetic process
Molecular function (GO): L-2-aminoadipate:2-oxoglutarate transaminase activity; pyridoxal phosphate binding
Source: RefSeq, a predicted model, not a curated record
AUGGUUGAGCCAACGUACUUCCUCGCCUGUCCGAUCUUCGAGGACAAUGGCUUCCAAGGCAGGCUCAGGGGCGUACCAGAAGAUAACACAGAGGGCAUCGACAUGGAUUUUCUGCGCCACGAGCUAGCAAAAGCCGAGGCUGAAGCAAUCGAAGACUCCAAGAAAGCUGAUCGGGUUGAUCAGCCAACUUUAAAGGUGGGCAAAACGUACCCAAAGCUUUAUAAGUAUGUCAUCUACCUUGUUCCGACAUUUUCGAAUCCCAGUGGAAAGACGCUUUCUAUAAAAACACGUAAAGAACUUGUCGCGCUCGCUAGAGAGUACGAUGCCCUCGUCGUGUCCGACGACGUCUACGACUUUCUGUGCUGGGCAGAUAUCUCGUCUAUCCAAGAGCAACCUAUUGCCAUCGUCCCGCCACGACUCGUAGAUGUAGAUCGAAACAUGCUAGGCUACAGCACUUGGGGAAACACGGUCAGCAACGGGUCGUUUUCCAAGGUGAUUGGCCCUGGUGUGCGAGUAGGAUGGGCGGAUAGCGCUCCGGCUUUUGCCAAAGAACUAGCGGAGGUGUAA